AUGACCGAGAAUGUCACUGGGGAGAUCAAAAAUCCCCUCGCCGGAAUCCCCCAUGGUCAGCUCAUGGCAGAUGUGACGGCUUAUGCUGCCGAAUAUGACCUUGAGGAUAUCUUGCCCCUCUUGCAGAAAGGUGCUCUGGUAGCUCAGUCACCAGCGGGGAUUGAAGAAAUCUCCGAACUCAAUGAUGAUGACCGCCGUGUUCUUUACGAGGAGCACACUCGGCGUUGGAAACACCCGUUUGCGUUGUACUACACCAUCAUUCUAAACUCGAUCUCGGCAGCUAUUCAAGGCUGGGAUCAGACUGGUUCGAACGGUGCUAACCUGACCUUUGAUGUUCAAUUUGGUAUUCCAAAUAACUCACCUCAAUGUCCUGACCCAGAGACUUGCAAGCGUAACCAGUGGAUCGUCGGUUUUAUUAAUGGGACUCCAUACAUCACCAUCUGUCUAUUUGUUGCUUGGCUCUCCGAUCCCCUGAACCAUAUCCUCGGCCGCCGUGGCACAAUCUUCCUGGCCGCAAUCUUCAGUCUCCUAGCGCCCCUGGGCUCCAGCUUCACUCAACAUUGGGGUGAGCUCGUUGCCUGUCGUGUUCUUCUCGGACUUGGCAUGGGUCUCAAGGAAGUCACCGUUCCUGUUUACUCAGCUGAAAAUGCACCCACAAACAUUCGAGGCGGCCUAGUUAUGUCAUGGCAGCUUUGGACGGCCUUUGGUAUCUUCCUCGGAACGUGCGCAAACCUCAUUGUGGCAAACACUGGUGAUAUUGCCUGGAGACUACAGCUAGGCUCUGCAUUUAUUCCAGCUGUGCCAUUGCUUAUUGGUAUUUGGUUUUGCCCCGAGUCUCCACGAUGGCUGAUGACCAAGAAAAACCACAAGGAAGCCUUUGCGUCUCUUCUCAGACUGCGGAAUAGCCCUUUACAAGCUGCCAGAGAUUUGUAUUUGAUUUACGCCCAGCUGGAGAAGGAAAAGCAGUUGCUUGCCCAGUCGGGAUUCUCCAAGAGCGACAACAUGUUCAUUCGUUUUGUGGAAUUGUUCACGGUGCCCCGUCUGCGUCGUGCCGUCCAAGCCUCUGGCAUUGUGAUGAUCGCCCAGCAGAUGUGUGGAAUCAAUAUCAUCUCGUUCUACUCCUCAACUAUCUUUCAACUCGCCGGUGCUUCCAACAUUGAAGCACUUCUUGCAUCAUUCGGCUUCGGCCUUAUCAAUUUCGUGUUCGCCUGGCCCGCCGUGUGGACAAUUGAUACAUUUGGCAGACGGGGUUUGCUUCUUUUCACCUUCCCACAGAUGUGUUGGACACUUCUUGCAGCUGGGUUCUGUUUCUGGAUUCCCACCAGCAGUAACGCGCACAUUGGAUUGAUCGCAUUCUUCAUCUACCUCUUUGAUGCUUUUUAUUCUCCCGGAGAGGGACCCGUUCCAUUCACCUACUCUGCCGAGGUGUUUCCGUUAUCUCACCGUGAAGUUGGAAUGGCCUGGGCGGUUGCAACCAAUAACUUCUGGGCUGCUGUUAUCUCGCUGACAUUCCCAUGGAUGUUGCGAGCAUUUACUCCGCAGGGUGCCUUUGGAUUCUAUGCAGGCUUGAAUCUCAUUGCAUUUGCUAUGAUAUUCUUUUUCAUGCCAGAAACCAUGCAGCGCUCGCUUGAAGAAUUGGACUAUGUGUUUGGCGUCCCGACCCGAACUCAUGCCAAGUACCAACUUACCAAGGUCCUCCCGUGGUGGAUUAAGAGGUAUGUUCUCAUGCGUAAGGAUGCGGUCUGCCCCGAACUUUACCAGGUCACCCAAGAUUAUGCCGCAGCCCCCGGUACCGUUGGAGACUCGGAGAAGCAUGUGCAGGCCGACGAAAAUGAGCGUCACGCUGAACAUGUUUAA
Penicillium expansum is the source of this 1857-nucleotide messenger RNA. Its product is annotated as sugar porter family MFS transporter. Gene Ontology annotation, molecular function: myo-inositol:proton symporter activity. Gene Ontology annotation, cellular component: membrane. NCBI's taxonomy places the organism in Eukaryota, Fungi, Ascomycota, Eurotiomycetes, Eurotiales, Aspergillaceae. The coding region runs from base 1 to 1857 and encodes 618 amino acids. Gene Ontology annotation, biological process: transmembrane transport. The record is from RefSeq and is a predicted model, not a curated record. The transcript has 6 exons.